AUGGAUCCCUCCAAGGUCGACAUCCCUCCGCUCAAGGAUCUGACGAUCGACAACAUCACCGAAAACGUCAUCGCGAUCAACUCGAACAACCCGGACCCGCGAUUCAAGUAUAUUCUCGAGAGAUUAGUCGUGCAUCUGCAUGACUUUGCGCGGGAGACGAGGCUGUCCACGCAGGAAUGGAUGGCGGGCAUCCAGUUCCUGACCAAGACCGGACAGAUCUGUACGGAUGUGCGGCAGGAAUUCAUCCUCCUCAGCGAUAUCCUCGGCCUGUCCCUCCUCGUCGACAGCAUCGACCACCCCAAACCGCCCAACUCGACCGAAGGCACGGUCCUGGGCCCCUUCCACACGCACGAGGCCGAAGUCCUCUCGCACGGCGACCUGAUGUCGCACGACGAGAACGGCGACCCCCUGCUCGUUCUGUGCACCGUCAGGGACGUGCAGGGCCGGCCGAUCGAGGGCGUCAAGAUCGACAUCUGGGAGACCGACUCGUCGGGCAAGUACGACGUGCAGCAUCCGGACCGCGACGGGCCCGACGGCCGGUGUAUUCUCAAGUCGGACGCCGAGGGCGUCUUCUGGUUCAAGGCCAUUGUGCCCGUGCCGUAUCCGAUUCCGCACGACGGGCCGGUCGGGCAGCUGCUCAAGAAGCUGGGCCGCCACCCGAUGAGGCCGAGCCAUAUGCAUUUCAUGUUUGAGAAGGAGGGGUUCGACCAUUUGAUUACGGCUCUGUAUUUGAAAAACGAUCCCUACGAGACCAGCGACGCCGUCUUCGGCGUGAAGAACAGCCUCAUUGUCGAACUGUCCAAGGUGUCGGCUGACCAGGCCGCCAAGUAUGGCGUCAAAGAGGGCAGCGCUCUCAUGACGUACGAUUUCGUGUUGGUGACAGAGCAGGGGAGCGCGGAUCUGAGGGCCCAGAACUCGCGGAAGGCGCUGGAGAAGCUGGGCAGAAGGGUCAAGAUCGUGAAGGGCCUGCCUGUGCCGGAUGUGGAUUGA
Molecule: messenger RNA, 990 nt
Organism: Cladophialophora yegresii CBS 114405
Lineage: Eukaryota; Fungi; Ascomycota; Eurotiomycetes; Chaetothyriales; Herpotrichiellaceae
Exons: 3
Coding region: 1-990 (329 amino acids)
Biological process (GO): catechol-containing compound metabolic process
Molecular function (GO): catechol 1,2-dioxygenase activity; ferric iron binding
Source: RefSeq, a predicted model, not a curated record